AUGAAUAAAAUACUUGUCACAGGAGGAUUAGGGUAUAUAGGAUCUCAUACAGUUGUCGCACUACAAAAUGCAGGUUAUGAAGUUGUUAUUAUAGAUGACCUUUCUAAUGCAAAUGUAGAUUUUGUAGAUCGUAUUGCAUCUAUCACAAAUGUAACUUCUUUUUAUGAAAUUGAUUUAAAGAAUCAAGAAAAAGUUAAUCAAUUUUUUAGAGAGAAUAAAAUUGAUGGUAUUAUUCAUUUUGCAGCACAUAAAGCUGUAGGAGAAUCUGUAGAAAAACCAUUAAUGUAUUAUAGAAAUAAUUUAGUUGGAUUACUAAAUAUUCUUGAUGGAAUGAAAGAUUUUAAUACUGAUAAUAUUAUAUUUAGUUCAUCUUGUACAGUUUAUGGGCAAGCAGAUAAAAUGCCAAUAGAUGAAGCAACACCUCUCAAAAAACCAGAAUCUCCUUACGGAUUGACCCCACAUUCUUUUUUAAAUGCAACAGAAAAGGCAGAUGAAGAAGAAUAA
This is a messenger RNA of Teleopsis dalmanni, 504 nucleotides long. RefSeq names its product bifunctional protein GAL10-like. Lineage: Eukaryota; Metazoa; Arthropoda; Insecta; Diptera; Diopsidae. Gene Ontology annotation, molecular function: UDP-glucose 4-epimerase activity. The coding region runs from base 1 to 504 and encodes 167 amino acids. Gene Ontology annotation, cellular component: cytosol. Gene Ontology annotation, biological process: beta-D-galactose catabolic process via UDP-galactose, Leloir pathway. The record is from RefSeq and is a predicted model, not a curated record. The transcript has 2 exons.